CUUAAAUGUUCCAUUAUACAUGUAGUUUAUAACUCUCGAUGUUUUCGAGCCAUCGUCAUUUAAAACGCAAGACACCGGCAGAAGGCAUAGAUCGACGUGAAUAUAUUGGUCACCUGGUGGAUGAAUAUUACACAUCAACAAACGUUGAGGCCCUGGAGCAAGUAACCGCGAACUUGGCAAACUUUGCCUACGAUCCAAUAAACUGGCCUUAUCUGCAUGAAGCCGAAGCCUUGGAUGUCUUUGUGGCAGCUCUGGACACCCAGAACCCUAAUCUUCAGCUGCAUGCAGUAGCAGCACUGUGUAACUUUUGCUUAGACAAGAUCGCCGCGAAAUUCAUAGUUGCAAAAAAUGCCAUACUCAGAAACGUUUUCCUAAGCACAGAGAAGGCUGAUACCGUGCUGCAUAGCCUGGCACUGCAUUAUCAACUGCUGAGCGCAGGACUGAGCAGCAAAGAGGAAAUCGUAACGCCAGCAUUACUAAAGCGAGUUUUACAUUGGCGGCAAUCAUCUAACGACGAGCGCGUUCUGUGCAGCCAGCCACAAGCCAAACUAAAACAGGUUCAAGUGAUAAAACGGUUUACACAGCAGGAUCUUGAAAUAUUUUCUCAAUUCACCGGUGAUUCUAAUCAUAUACAUAGUAAAGACACGCCCAUCACAGAGCGACGCGUUCAUGGAGCACUGCUUAAUGCAGUUGUUGCUGGAAUUAUAGGAACACAAUUGCCAGGACCAGGCACAGUGGUGCUUGAGCAAAGUUUCAAGUUCUUGAAACCAUGUCGCAUAGAAACUGAUACCUUAGUGACCGUGCGUUUGAUCAAAGCGCGCAAAAUCGCGACUGUGGAGUACGAGUGUAGACAACACGAUGACGUUGUCUUUGCGGGCAAUGCUAAAUUGUUGGCACCCAAAGGGGUUGUUUAGUUAAUAAUAAUAAAAAAUGCAAUUGUUUUUAGUGAA
Messenger RNA from Drosophila navojoa, 950 nucleotides. Its product is annotated as armadillo repeat-containing protein 7. NCBI's taxonomy places the organism in Eukaryota, Metazoa, Arthropoda, Insecta, Diptera, Drosophilidae. The record is from RefSeq and is a predicted model, not a curated record.